Molecule: messenger RNA, 882 nt
Organism: Colletes gigas
Lineage: Eukaryota; Metazoa; Arthropoda; Insecta; Hymenoptera; Colletidae
Product: trichohyalin-like
Exons: 1
Coding region: 1-882 (293 amino acids)
Source: RefSeq, a predicted model, not a curated record
AUGGUGCAGAGGUCGCCGGUGGUGGGAAGGGCGAGCGAGGAGGGGAAGCUAGAGAGGCUGAUCAGAGAAAUGAGGGAGGAGAUGAAGGUACAGGGGAGGGAGACAAGGGAGGAGAUAGGAAGAACUAGGGAGAUGAUGGAGGAAUGGGAGGAGAGAUGGAGAAGGGAAAGGGAGGAGAUGGAGGAUAGAAUGGAGAGUUUAGAGAGAAAGAUGGGGAAGGUGGAGUUGAAGGAAGGUAGGUUAAAGAGAGUAGUGGAGAGGAUAGAGGCGAUGGGGACAGGAAGGGCAUGGGAGGGCCGCGGAGAUAAGGCGGGCUGGGAGAGGGAGGGGGAAGAGUGGGAAACAAGGGUACAGAAGCUGGAGAGAAAAUUAGAAAUGAAAGAGAGGGAAGAGAGAAGGAGGAGCGUUAUAAUAAAGAGGGUAGGGAGGGAGGGAACGGCUAUGCAAAGGGCUAGAGAAAUAUUGGCAAUUGUAGGUGUACGAGGGGGAAUUGUGGGGGCAAGGGAGGUAGGAGGAAGAAUGCAGGAGAGGAAGGAGGUGAUGCUGGAGGUGAAGUUGGAAUCAACGGAGGCAAAGAGGGAGGUGAUGAGGAACAAAGGGAGGUUGAGGGGAAGGAAAGAGAGAGUGGAGGACGAUAUGACGUGGAGGGAGAGGAGGAUGCAGUGGCAACUUAGGAGGAUAGGAGUGGAGGAGGAGGUGAAGGGAAGGAGAGUGAGGGUGUUCUACGGAAAGAUUAUGGUGGAUGGGGCGAUGUGGUUUUGGGACGAGCGGAGGGAAGUACUCAGAGACUGGAGGGGGAGAGAGGGGAGUAGGGAGGGAGGGAGGAGAAUGGAGGGACAGGUAGAAAGAAGGAGUGAAGAAAGAGGGAGAGCAAAAAACUAG